This is a messenger RNA of Lytechinus pictus (painted urchin), 2931 nucleotides long. RefSeq names its product sialidase-3-like. Gene Ontology annotation, biological process: oligosaccharide catabolic process; ganglioside catabolic process. The transcript has 10 exons. Gene Ontology annotation, molecular function: exo-alpha-sialidase activity. NCBI's taxonomy places the organism in Eukaryota, Metazoa, Echinodermata, Echinoidea, Temnopleuroida, Toxopneustidae. The coding region runs from base 1 to 1380 and encodes 459 amino acids. The record is from RefSeq and is a predicted model, not a curated record. Gene Ontology annotation, cellular component: membrane; cytoplasm; intracellular membrane-bounded organelle.
AUGGACCUAACCCCUUUUGCAAAGACAUGUGCAGUUCUGAAUGGUAACCUGAACUCAUCUCUUGGUCCUCAGAUCAGACCUGAGAAGCCUUUACUUCAGAAACUGUUAGCCCAGUCUUCUUUGCCUUCAGCUCCACCCUGGCCUAGAGAUGUUGAAUCUCUCUUUGAUGUUGAGGCCAUCAGGUCAUCUGGUCUACCACUCUUUAAACCAAGGAUCCCAGCUCUGGUCUACCACAAGCAGACCUUCUUAGCCUUCAGCGAGGCCAGAUUCGAUGGCCUCAAGGACUACGGGAAUAUCAUGAUGGUGGUUAGGAGGGGGCUUGUCCAGGGCCGAGAGAUUAGCUGGGGGCAGAUUAAGCUCCUAGUUAAUCUGCCAACUUUCAGAAUAAACAAUCCAAGUCCAAUCGUUGACCGGGUGAACGAUGCAAUCGUCCUGGUUUUUGCUGCUUUUCCGACGGAACUCUCUUUUCAAGAUAUGAUGGCCUUUCCUAGGUUCCCCAUGUCAAAACUGUUUGUUAUGAAGACGUAUGACCUGGGCGAGACCUGGACUACUCAUGAAGACAUCUCUCACCAGACCAUCCUGAAGAUGUUCCCUGUUCCUGUUCUAAUGGUUCCAGGUCCGGGGCACAGUAUCCAGCUGAAGUGUGGCCGUCUCGUGGUUCCUUGUAAUUACUUUACACAAGACAAGAGGGGGAAAUCACUACACGGUCUUUGCCAGAAUUGCAGUAAUUAUAACCGAGUCAUCUACAGUGACGACGGGGGUAACACCUGGACGAUUGGUGGACGAUCAAAAUUUAAACGGGAUUCCUUCCGCAUUCCUAUUCAUCCUAAUGAAGUAAUGGCCGUAGAACUGGAUAACGGUGUGGUAAGCCUGAAUAGCAGGACACUCAAUUUCCAGCAGACGAGGGCGGUCAUCUACAGUUUUGACGGGGGUGCCACCCUGUCGGAGACCCAGCUGAAAGAGGAGCUUAUCGAACCAGGUUGGAAGAUUACCAAUCAGGGGAAAUCAUCUCCUCGGGCUGCUGGCGGAUGCCAGGCAAGCGUCAUAGCAUUCCCGAGACCCAAGGGCAUCCGCAUCGGUCAAGCCACGUGGGUCCUCCUCUCCAACCCCGCUGACCGCAUCGAGCGACAGAACCUCGCCCUCCGCCUCAGCAUCGACGGCUGCCAGUCGUGGUCGAAGCCCUUCAAGAUCCACGACGUCUUCGCUGCGUACUCCGACAUCGCCUACUUCGAGAUGGUCGACGCAAACGGGACAUCCCUCCCCCAUCUUGCUCUCCUCUUCGAGGGCGGGAUGAACGGGCCGUAUGAGUAUACUCGAUUUAAGAUUUUCACAUUAGGACAGGUGUUGCAAGGUUUAAUUACUAGCACACUGAAUAGGUGACAGUGAUCACUGUGCAAUAUGUAAAUAUGUAUCUGUUGCUAAUGCUAGACGUCCAAGCCAGCUUGCUGAAUUUCAUCUUGUACAGUCGAAGCUUAGUCAUUUAAGUGCCAUAUGAUAUUUAGUGUACUAUCAAUAUUAGUGUAACAUUGAUGCAUGAUUUGGGCCAAAUCGCAUUUCGUAUGAAUGCCAUAAUAUCAGCCUGCAGUGCUUGCAGGCAUGGUAAUGUGCAGUGUUAUCAACUUUUGAGUCUUACCUGAAGACUUUUCUGUUCCCCACUCCAACAUUAUUGCAAGAAUAACUCAAUUGUAGCAUUACUAGGACAGUACUUGAACUGAAUGAUGAUCCUAAGCACUGUUUGAAGACAUUGAAAUUUGUGAGAUAUUUCCUAUUUUUGAGCAAGCGCCAUGAGCGCCCAGCUGAGGCGGAUACCGGCGCUAUACAAGAACCCAUCAUCAUCAUCAUCAUCAUCAUUAUGCCCCUAAUGAAAAAGUGGAAUAUUAUUAUUUUCACUCCAAUAGUAUCAUGUUUAUGCAUGAUCGAAAGAAAAAAAUGGGGCGUUGCCAGAAACUGGCAGUUAAUUGCAAGUCAAUUUUAGGUCCCAAAGUCAAUUGAAUUCAUGCAUUUCAUUGCAAAUUUGCAAUUGAGUGAUGGUCUGCUUCUUGUACAAACAAAUAUAAAUUGAUUUGCUUCAGUUGAAAUUGAUCUAUCACUUGUAAAUUUGCAUCUGAAAUUUGCAAAUGAUUGCAAAUAUUUUCUUGCAGUGCCCCCUUGGAUGGAUAUUUAGCACGACGAUGAUGAUGAUGAUGAUCCCCAGAAUACAUGUAGGUAUUGCUCCAUAUUUCUGUUAUAAACAUUCAAAGGCGCAGGCUCAUCCAAUUGAGCUCUUUACUACACAUCUGCUGUAUUAAGUGAGUUUUGAGGGAUGAUUUGAAGAGUUCAAUACAUGAAUACAAACCUUAAUUUAUUUUUGCAAUAACAGUUCUUUGGAUUGAGGACCUUUGGCUAAUGAACCUUAACCCUCAAUCUCCCGGGGUAUUUUGAUUCUUGUCAAUCCCGGGGGGGGGGGGGGCCAUUAUGGCCCCCCCUUAAGAUCUCGGCCGCCGAUUGCGCGAGCGACGCAAAAGUUUGCACACUGGUAGUGUGCGAUGUAAUCUACAAGGCUGUAUGGUAAAAUUUUCCAAAAUAAUGAGAUUUUAUUUUAUAUGAAUUAAUUAUGCUAAUUUAUGCAUAAAUCAUACUUUUUGCUAUAAUUCACUAAAUAAAGCUCCUAGAAUGCUAAUUUUUGGUAAAAAAAUUCUUUGUAGCAAUCUUAACAAUCGCAAUUAAAAAAACUUCGGUUCGGAAAUCAAUUAUUUAUGUAUUUUAUUGUUUUAUGAAUUUCUUAUGUAUUUCUUAGUUUUUUUACUUUUUGUUUUUUAUUGUUUUUUCAAUGGAAAUCAUUCCAGACUUAGUUCUGAUCAUAAACAAGGCAAAAUUAAUUCAGUUUAAUCAGUAAAAGUAGAAAUAAUGAUACAUUUAUGAAUUUUGGCUAAAUACACAAUUUGCAUUGGA